Messenger RNA from Drosophila ananassae, 1308 nucleotides. It is a transcript of the gene Ppt2, whose product is annotated as lysosomal thioesterase PPT2 homolog. The transcript is spliced from 5 exons. NCBI's taxonomy places the organism in Eukaryota, Metazoa, Arthropoda, Insecta, Diptera, Drosophilidae. The record is from RefSeq and is a predicted model, not a curated record. The coding region runs from base 207 to 1073 and encodes 288 amino acids. Gene Ontology annotation, cellular component: lysosome. Gene Ontology annotation, molecular function: thiolester hydrolase activity.
UUAUCGCUAUCUUGGGUUUCCAACUUUAAUAUUUCCAGCUCUGAUUCAGCUGAUCUUUGUUUAUUAUUUAACUUCGAACGACGCACAUCUAUAGAAACGAUUAAGUGAACAAUAAUAUCUUCGUAAUCUAAAAUUAGUUUCCAUAUAAAUAAAUUAUCCACGGGUAUUGCGGUAACCCACAGAAAAAAAACUAUAAUUGUGCGAAAAUGAGGCUUGCGCAUCUGCUGCUGGUAGUAGUUGCAUCCUGCUCAAUUAUAUCCUGUAGCCUGGGAUACAGACCGGUCGUGAUUCUGCAUGGAAUUCUAUCCGGGGCCGAGUCCAUGACCUUGUUGGUGCAGGAAAUCUUAGCGGCUCAUCCUGGUACUAUUGUUUACAACUGCGACAAGUUCAACGGGUGGUACAGUCUGGAGAAUGCGUGGCGUCAAGUCGACCAGAUUCGGGACUACCUCAAUGAAGUCGGAAAACUGCAUCCUGAGGGAAUCAUUGUUCUGGGGUACUCUCAAGGUGGCCUUUUGGCCCGGGCAGCCAUUCAGAGCCUCCCAGACCACAAUGUGAAAACCUUCAUAUCCCUCUCUUCCCCACAAGCGGGGCAAUAUGGAACAAGCUUUUUGCACCUUAUUUUUCCCGAUCUGGCGGCCAAGACUGCCUUCGAGCUGUUCUACUCCCGGGCGGGGCAGUACACCUCCGUCGGUGGCUACUGGAAUGAUCCGCACAAGCAGGAGCUGUACAUGAAGUACAGUGAAUUCCUGCCGCUGAUCAACAACGAAAAAAAAACCUCAAACUCCACCUCAUUCAAGAUGGGAAUGGUGCGGCUCAAUAGGCUGGUGAUGAUUGGAGGACCCAACGAUGACGUAAUUACUCCUUGGCAAUCCAGUCAUUUUAGUUACUAUGAUGAGAACUUGGACGUGGUACCUUUUACCAAACGAAAGUUUUUUACUGCCGAUUCGAUCGGUGUUAAAACCCUUCAAGAGGCUGGCAAACUCAUUAUAGUGAUCAAGCCCAAUGUCCAUCAUCUGGCCUGGCACAGGCGGAAGGAUGUCAUUCAUGAAGUAAUCUUGCCAUACUUGGACUGAACAAAUAUCACCUGACGCUUAGGAAAGGCUCAUGGAAUAUUUCUCAUCAAUAAGCAUAAAUGUGAAGACGCCGCAGAAGUUGGCAGACUGGGACAAAAUGAUCUUUUCUAUAUUUUAAAUAGCUAAUACCACAAUUGUAGCUAAACGAUUAAGUUUAAGAAUUAGUGAUUGCAGAGAUUUAUAUGAACAAAUAUUUUUUACCUAUGCUCAUAAUAUAUGUCUGGACGAAUUUAUA